AUGCAUCCACUAUCGAUUCGUCCGCACCACGCUGGUCUUGAUUCAUUUUCUGGUCAGUCCGCUGAUGUAGCUUCACAUGAAUUUAAAUCAGAUACUUUUCUACGUGUUGCCAUGUCAGUUUUACCUGUCGCAGCUGUACUUAGUUAUCAAAUCGAUGCCAUAUGGCAAUUACAAAUUCGUAAUAUGUAUGCUGGUUUAUCAAGUACUAUUCUUCAUAUAUUUUACUUUCUUCAAUUCUACAUACAUCUCAAAGGUAGUUCAAAAACAAUAGCCAAUAUUUAUACAUAUGUUUAUCAUAUUAUAAUCUGGAUUUUUAAAACCGGUGGCAACAUUACUUAUUUUCUAUAUCAUUAUCGCGAAAAAAAUAUAUUUCAUCAAUGCAUAUUCGCACUGAGAACUUUACAGGAUACAAUCUUCAUAAGUUUUCUAUGUAUCUAUAAAAUUCGUGCCUAUGAACCCCUUAUUUGUGUUCAGCAUAAAGUUUUAUUCAGUGUUAUAUCACGUCUUGAAAUAAUCUUAGCAAUACUUGUACCAAUAUUUGCUCAAGAAAAUCUUGUUAAAAGAACUGUAGCUAAUAUAAGUUUAUUUAUAUUAUACGAUUUUUUUUCUGUUUAUUAUCAUCUAUUCACACUUCGGUUAAAAUGGGCACUCUGGCUUUUUGUUGUUUUUAUGACGAUAAGUGUUGCAAAUGAAUGGUUAUAUUUUGUCAAUCAUCAAUGGAAUCUGUGCGAUCAAAUCAGUGCUGGCUUUGAAUUACUUGCGGAAUGUGCUUGUUGUUUACUUAUUAUUUGGCAAUUCAGAUCACCGAUGACACUAUUAUCAUCCGAUCAGUCACUAACAGGCUUUUGA
Messenger RNA from Rotaria socialis, 849 nucleotides. The record is from the annotation of a GenBank genome assembly. Lineage: Eukaryota; Metazoa; Rotifera; Eurotatoria; Philodinida; Philodinidae.